AAAGAUAAUUCAAAUUAUAUUUAUAAAUUCGAGUUAAAAAGCUACUAUAUAGUAAAAGUAAACUAGUAAGUUCACAAAAAUAUGGUAGUGCUGAAAAGUGCACAAGACAGGUAGAAAGAGAAGAAAGUGGUCCACCUAUAUACAAUUGCAGGAGCCAAACGCUGCGUUGUCCCUUCCUCUGUUCUCAUCUCUCUCCCUCCAUCCAUUUGAGAGAGAGAGAGAGAGAGAGAGUGUGUUUGUUUUCUGAAAUGCACAGCACAGGUAUAUAUCUCCAGCUGAUCCUAAAACCUCUGUCUGCCCGUGACCCUCUCCGUACCCAUCAUUCUCUCUCUCCUUAGAUAUUUCAUAUUUGUCCCAAUAAAAUAAAGGUAAAUCUACUCCCAUGACUCCCUUCUUUUUUUAGCAUAGCAUUUCCAUCUCGGAGUAAACGCCAUUUUAGUCUUUCCCCUUUGCUCAAAAUAGUAAACGCAGAAACCUUUCCCUUUCUCUGGGAUUUCAGCCAUGGUAGAAAAGUAUAAUCUUUUUACAUACAAUGUUUCGAUGAAUUCAAGAAAACCCCUCCCUUCCUAUUUUUCUUUCUAGGGUUUUAGAGUGUUCAAUCUCGUCCACUAAUUUAGCGCCGCAUUUGGCUUUUACUCUCUUCAUAUAUACACUCCAAAGGAAUUUGAUCAGUUUUGCCUUUCAGGGUUUAUGGUUUUUUUCUUGUUUGGAACUCUGGCAUUUUCUCGUAACCAAACAGGGCCUUGAGCCUUGAAUUAAACUCAGCAAAAUAUGUCUUCAUGUUUAAGUGGAAGAGCAUACAGAUUGAAUCUGGACUUGAUAAAACCCCCAACUACCACUUUUUCCACAUCAAAUUCAUCAUCUCCCUCUUCAACUCUCUCGGAAUCAAGCAACUCCCCCCUCUCAAUCUUCACCAGAAAACCCCGCACGCCGCGGAAACGGCCUAAUCAGACCUACAACGAGGCGGCGGCGAUUCUCUUCACCGCCUACCCCAAGCUAUUCCCGCCCAAAAACCUCCCAAAACCCUUCAAGCUCACCAAAUCGCACGAUAACAGAGGCCCCUUUCUGUCUGAGCCGCCGGAUUUGCUCAUCCCGUUCCACCACCGCGACAAGGGAUGCCUGCUGCAGCGCCCGCCGCUUCCUACGGCGGAGAAGCCGUGCCGGAGCCCCGGCGAGGUCACGUCUUCUCGAGGGGAUUUGCUCGAAAUUUGCGACGAAUUUGAGGAAGAUUUCGACGCGGAGUCCAUUCUAGAUGAGGAGGUCGAGGAAGGGAUCGAUAGCAUCAUGGGGAAUCCCAGGGCGGAGGGCGCCGCCGCCGAAUUUCGCGAUUCCGGCGUCGUCGGCGGCGGAUUCUGCUAUGGUUUUCCGGUGGGGAUGGGGUUUGAUUUCGGGUGCGGGAUGAUGAUGAAGGCGAUGAGGAAUGCCGACGGCGGAGAUCAGUGGAGCUCGCCGCGCGUGAACGUCGUCGACAUCAUCGCCGGAGCUCCGGCGGUGAAGAAGGCGGCGAAGAAGAAGAAGAAGAAGUUGGAGGAUUUAUCGAAUUCCAGAGAGGAGUCCGCCUCUCCUCGCCCCGAUGCGGCGGGGCUGCGGCUGAAUCUCGACUAUGACGGCGUUUUGAGCGCGUGGUCCGGUAAGGGCUCGCCGUUCGCCGGCGAUGCUGAGCCCGCCGGAAAUGAUGUCCAAGCACGAUUAGCAGAAAUAGAGUUGUUCCCUGAAAAUGGAGUGGGGUCGGGGCCGGGGAGGGGUGCUAUCGUGCUCCGGUAUAAGGAAAAGCGGCGAACACGCCUCUUCUCCAAAAAAAUCAGAUACCAAGUCCGAAAAGCCAACGCCGAUCAAAGGCCCAGAAUUAAGGAAUGCAAUACGUUGAAGAAAGUAUUGUUGGACUACGAGAGGCUCUCUGGUUGAAAUCAACAAUUUGUUGGGGGGUUUCACCUAGGGAUUAAGAAGGCCAUUUUUGAUUUUCUGACGUAUUGUAUAACUACUUUUCUUCUACCGCAAAAUGGGGGAGAAUGCAAUAAAGUGGAUGUCAUGCUACUGACUUUGCAUAUGCUUUCUAAAAUUCCAAAUGCUCAUUACCAACCGAAUA
Molecule: messenger RNA, 2086 nt
Organism: Salvia miltiorrhiza (redroot sage)
Lineage: Eukaryota; Viridiplantae; Streptophyta; Magnoliopsida; Lamiales; Lamiaceae
Product: protein CHLOROPLAST IMPORT APPARATUS 2-like
Exons: 3
Coding region: 772-1905 (377 amino acids)
Biological process (GO): regulation of DNA-templated transcription
Cellular component (GO): nucleus
Molecular function (GO): protein binding
Source: RefSeq, a predicted model, not a curated record